Messenger RNA from Strongylocentrotus purpuratus (purple sea urchin), 2422 nucleotides. RefSeq lists its product as uncharacterized. The record is from RefSeq and is a predicted model, not a curated record. The transcript is spliced from 4 exons. Bases 437 to 1348 code for a protein of 303 amino acids. NCBI's taxonomy places the organism in Eukaryota, Metazoa, Echinodermata, Echinoidea, Camarodonta, Strongylocentrotidae.
CAAGCUAAAUUUCUUCAUGCCGUCUUUUUGCACGGAGGUGUGAACUCGUAGAUCACACAUGUUCUAAGCCCGAUAAGUUUGCCCCUGGCAUUAUUCGGACAGAAUCGCCAACACUCAUCAAAGCGACUUGCUACACUUCGAAUAUUUGUCUUGUUAUAAUUAGGACGGUGGAUUUUGAAGACGGGGUUUCUAAAAAGCUAAGACAAGUCUGGAAAAGAACUCUAUCCUUUCUUGAUACGACUGGAACUGCCAGAAGAUUUCCGCCGUGUGUGACGGCGUAGCGUUCUUACGCCUUCCGCGUGUCACAUAUCGCUCAGACUGGUGCACUUGUUUAGUAACUUCAGCUGUUAAUUUAGCUUUGAAUAAAGUUAUUAACCUGUCUUUAUUCAGAUAAAAUCGUAGUGAAGUUCAUUAUUUAGUGGAUUAGAUCUUCAUCAUGGCUUUAGCUGUCAAAACAAAACCAGGCAUCACUCACGAUCGCAGCCCUCGAUUGGAUGGUGUUCCAAAACGUUAUGAAGACACAAAACCAGUUCUAGUCCAGAUUCAUGCACAUCAAAAGAUCCUAGACAUUGGACAAGGAAUCCACUCCAAAUGGGAGAACAUUUCACAUCACGAGAAGUCUCAAGCAAUCAUUGAUGCAGAGAAGGAGGUCUGGAAACAGGCAGAGCACGUCAAGAAGAUUGCACUAGAGAAGUGCGAGGCCGACUGCCUGGCCGUCAAGGAACAUGCUGUCAAAGAACUCAAGAUUUCUCAUGAACGAAUGCUUAAGGAGGAGGCUCUACGUGUUGAAGGCGAGAUGACCAAAAUUCAACACCACGAGGUGAAGAGAGAGAAGGAGUCAGGGGAGAAGAUUCUUAGAGAGACGGUGGAGAAAGUAAAGGCAGUCAAAGAUAAUGAAAGGGAAGAGGCUGUAGCCAAGGCUAGGCAAGAAGAGGUCACCAAGGCGAGGCUGGCAGCUGAGGAAAUCUCUGGGGAGACGGCAGAAAGGGAGGCUGCAACCGUCAAGAGGUUAGCGGAGGAGAAGGCACACGCCCUCAAGGUACUCAAAGAGGACAAAACCCAAGAGCGCAUCAGCGCCGUGCUCAGCGCCCAGCAGGAGGAGCGUCGCAUCGCCGCGGCCGAGCUCGCAAAGGUCCGGGAGGCCCACGCCAAGGAGAUUCAGGCGCUGCGCGAAGAGAUCCAACUAUGGCAGGUGAAGGUGGAUGAGACAAGGACGGAGGUGGUGAGGGAGGAGGAGGAGAAGGAGAGAUGGGUCCAGAAGCACGAGGAGCUCAAGGAGUCAUAUCAGGUGUUCAUCAACAAGACCAGAGGAUUCAGACCCGGACAGGCAGAGUUCUUACUCAAAUAACCACCACGUUGGUAUGAUUGUCUAAAAUGAUUGUCAAGAUUGUUUUGAUUCAAGAAAGAACUGAAAGCUUGAGGUGCGAAAAGAGGACCAGAAUGUCUGAGAGUUGGCCCUUUCAGAGGAAAAAGAGUCCUUUGAAUUUUGCAUGCUUAUAUAAUUAUUCCUCAAGUAAAACUUAAAAGCUUCAAUAUGGCAAAUUGAAGAAGUAUAUCGGCUGAUCUGAGAUUGAAUCAAGAGUGAGAUGUGCAAAGAGGGUACAUAGGAUCUAGGUAUGAAUCACCUAUAGUCAUUCCUGAAUGUCACUGAUUCUCAGUUGAAGGAUUUCAUUUUGCCAUUUUCUUUGAUAAUUGAACCAUUAGACACCAAUAGGAUUAUAUAUGCAGGGUUCCACACUAACUUUUUGUUUGCAUAGGGUCUCAAAUGAAAUUUGCAGGGUCAUGUACACACGAACCCCUAUUUUCACAGGCACCUAUAAGUGUAAAACACUGGCUUAAAUCAUGUGCACUUGAAGUCAUUAGAAGAACCCUCGCAUGUUUUGCCUGGUGAAACAAAUAUUCUAGAUCUUUCCAUAUUCAAAAUCAGGAUUAUAACAAUUGAAGUUACUCUCAGGUCUAAGUUUUCUUUUGUUAAACAUGAUCUCAUGAUUUACUGAAUUAGUAGAAUUUGAACUAACUCGGAGAAUUACCGAAGAUGUGACAUGUUGCGAGACAACAUACUGUAACUUUUGCUGCUUUACUGUUCAGCACCUGACAAUAUAUGCACAGUCAUUUUGAAAGGAUUUUCUAGUAGACCAAAAGUUCACAAGACUAAAGAGCAUUUAGCUAGUAAAUGAUAUCUGAGACUGAAAGUAAAACAAAACAGUAAAAUACCCAAUUUUUAUUAGGCCCGUUUUCAUCAGCUUGAGUUUGCCAAAUAACCCGCUUUUUUCAGACUUGGGACAUUAUCCUGAAGCUCAAAAUUGCCUUGUCACCAGACUGAUACGCUCAUCACAAACUAGCUCGAACAGGCGCAAAUUUGCCCACUAUUUCCCAAAUAAUGGGAUAUUAUGGAAACAAGACCAAGAUUUCUCAGGAUGUU